Molecule: messenger RNA, 657 nt
Organism: Meloidogyne enterolobii
Lineage: Eukaryota; Metazoa; Nematoda; Chromadorea; Rhabditida; Meloidogynidae
Source: the annotation of a GenBank genome assembly
UUUUUUCAACUAAACAUGAUACAUUAUAUGUUAUUGUUUUCCAGACAAGGUAAACUUCGUUUGCAGAAAUGGUAUGUAGCAUAUCCUGAUAAGGUUAAAAAGAAAAUCACACGUGAAUUGGUCACAACAAUUUUAGCGAGGAAACCGAAGAUGUGUGCAUUUUUGGAAUAUAAGGAUUUGAAAGUUGUUUACAAAAGAUAUGCUUCUCUAUAUUUUUGUUGUACAAUUGAGCAGUCAGACAAUGAGCUUAUUUGUUUGGAAGUUAUUCAUCGUUAUGUUGAAUUAUUGGAUCGAUAUUUUGGAAGUGUUUGCGAAUUAGAUAUAAUUUUCAACUUUGAAAAGGCCUAUUUUAUAUUGGACGAAUUUUUGCUAGCUGGAGAAGUUCAGGAAACAAGUAAAAAGCAAGUUUUGAAGGCAAUCAGUGCUCAGGAUCUUUUGCAAGACGAGGAGACUACGCAAGGAUUUUUCGAAGAUAAUGGUCUUGGCCAAUUAACAAGGAUGGAAGAAGACCAAUCAUGCCGAAGGUCGUUUACAAUUAUUCCAAUCAAGGGAAUGGAGGCUAUUCAAAAAAAUUUUGCUUCUUAUGGGAAAGAUGGUGAUCGUGCAGCUGAGGAAUUCAUUCAACAGAAAAAGGUAUUUAAUUUCUUUAAAAGUUAG